Molecule: messenger RNA, 685 nt
Organism: Tachyglossus aculeatus (Australian echidna)
Lineage: Eukaryota; Metazoa; Chordata; Mammalia; Monotremata; Tachyglossidae
Gene: RPL19
Product: ribosomal protein L19
Exons: 6
Coding region: 18-608 (196 amino acids)
Biological process (GO): translation
Cellular component (GO): cytosolic large ribosomal subunit; ribosome
Molecular function (GO): RNA binding; structural constituent of ribosome
Source: RefSeq, a predicted model, not a curated record
CGCGCCCGGCCUGCGCCAUGAGCAUGCUCCGGCUGCAGAAGAGGCUCGCCUCCAGCGUUCUGCGCUGCGGGAAGAAGAAGGUUUGGCUGGACCCCAAUGAGACCAACGAGAUCGCCAAUGCCAACUCCCGUCAGCAGAUCCGCAAGCUGAUCAAAGAUGGCCUGAUCAUCCGCAAGCCCGUGACCGUCCACUCCCGGGCCCGCUGCCGCAAGAACACCUUGGCCCGCCGGAAGGGCCGGCACAUGGGCAUCGGUAAGAGAAAGGGUACUGCCAAUGCCCGCAUGCCUGAAAAGGUGACCUGGAUGCGGAGGAUGAGGAUUCUGCGCCGCCUGCUCCGCAGAUACCGGGAGUCCAAGAAGAUUGACCGCCACAUGUACCACAGCCUGUACCUCAAAGUCAAGGGCAACGUGUUCAAGAACAAGCGUAUCCUCAUGGAGCACAUCCACAAGCUGAAGGCCGACAAAGCCCGCAAGAAGCUCCUGGCUGACCAGGCCGAGGCCCGGAGGUCCAAGACCAAAGAGGCCCGCAAGCGGCGUGAAGAGCGCCUCCAAGCCAAGAAAGAAGAGAUCAUCAAGACUCUGUCCAAGGAGGAGGAGGCCAAGAAGUAACCGCCCUCUGGUCACUCCUGUACAUAGUGCUGUCCAUAAAGGCGACCUGAGGUCAAUAAAAGAAAUAUCUCGCCCAG